ACCGCCCAGGAGCCCCAAGAUCGGCCGCUGCCGGGCCCUAGCGCCCCCCGUAUUACCAGGCGUGCCCCGCAGAAUGCUCUCCAACUUUCCUCCCCUGAUGCCACCUCAUCGCGGCUGGACACAUCGUCUCAGGCGGCGGCAGUAGCGGCGACGGCGGCGCCCGGGAGCCCGAGCCUUCGCGGCGCCCCCGUCCCUCCCCCGCCGCACCCCGCCCCGGCGCGAGAGGAGAGCGCGAGAGCCCGAGCCGCGGGCGGGCGGGCGGCGAAGAUGGCAGAGGCGCCGGCCUCCCCGGCCCCGCUCUCUCCGCUCGAAGUGGAGCUGGACCCGGAGUUCGAGCCCCAAAGCCGGCCGCGCUCCUGUACGUGGCCCCUGCAGAGGCCGGAGCUCCAGGGGAGCCCGGCCAAGCCCUCGGGGGAGGCGGCCGCUGACUCCAUGAUCCCCGAGGAGGAGGACGAUGAAGACGACGAGGACGGCGGCGGUAGGGCCGGCUCGGCCAUGGCGAUCGGCGGCGGCGCGGGCGGCCCCCUGGGCUCUGGGCUGCUCCUGGAGGACUCGGCUCGGCUGCUAGCUCCGGGAGGGCAGGACCCCGGGUCCGGGCCAGCCCCCGCGGCGGGCGCGCUGAGCGGGGGGACGCAGACGCCGCUGCAGCCUCAGCAGACACUGCCACCGCCGCAGCCGGGGGCGGCUGGGGGCUCCGGGCAGCCGAGGAAAUGCUCGUCGCGGCGGAACGCCUGGGGGAACCUGUCAUACGCCGACCUGAUCACUCGCGCCAUCGAGAGCUCCCCGGACAAACGUCUCACUCUGUCCCAGAUCUACGAGUGGAUGGUGCGCUGCGUGCCCUACUUCAAGGAUAAGGGCGACAGCAACAGCUCUGCCGGCUGGAAGAACUCUAUCCGGCACAACCUGUCGCUGCACAGCCGGUUCAUGCGGGUUCAGAAUGAGGGGACCGGCAAGAGCUCAUGGUGGAUCAUCAACCCCGACGGGGGGAAGAGCGGGAAGGCGCCCCGGCGGCGGGCUGUCUCCAUGGACAACAGCAACAAGUACACCAAGAGCCGGGGCCGUGCAGCCAAGAAGAAGGCAGCCCUGCAGACCGCCACCGAGUCAGCAGACGACAGUCCCUCCCAGCUCUCCAAGUGGCCCGGCAGCCCCACGUCCGCAGCAGUGAUGAGCUGGACGCGUGGACCGACUUCCGCUCACGCACCAAUUCCAAUGCCAGCACAGUCAGUGGCCGCCUGUCCCCUAUCCUCUAGCACGGAGUUGGACGACGUUCAGGACGAUGACGCGCCACUCUCCCAUGCUCUACAGCAGCUCGGCCAGCCUGUCCCCCUCCGUCAGCAAGCCUGCACCGUGGAGCUGCCCCGGCUGACCGACAUGGCGGGCACCAUGAAUCUGAACGACGGGCUGGCCGACAACCUCAUGGACGACCUGCUGGACAACAUCGCGCUCCCUGCGUCCCAGCCGUCGCCCCCCGGGGGGCUCAUGCAGCGCAGCUCCAGCUUCCCAUACACCACCAAGGGCUCCGGCCUGGGCUCCCCCACCAGCUCUUUCAGCAGCACGGUGUUUGGCCCCUCGUCUCUGAACUCCCUGCGUCAGUCUCCCAUGCAGACCAUCCAAGAGAACAAGCCAGCCACCUUCUCUUCCAUGUCACACUAUGGCAACCAGACACUCCAGGACCUGCUCACGUCGGACUCACUCAGCCACAGCGAUGUCAUGAUGACCCAGUCGGACCCCUUGAUGUCUCAGGCCAGCACCGCUGUGUCCGCCCAGAACUCCCGCCGGAACGUGAUGCUUCGCAGUGAUCCAAUGAUGUCCUUUGCCGCCCAGCCUAACCAGGGGAGUUUGGUCAAUCAGAACUUGCUCCACCACCAGCACCAAACCCAGGGCGCUCUCGGUGGCAGCCGUGCCUUGUCAAGUUCCGUCAGCAACAUGGGCUUGAGCGAUUCCAGCAGCCUCGGGUCAGCCAAACACCAGCAGCAGUCUCCUGUCAGCCAGUCUAUGCAAACCCUCUCGGACUCUCUCUCAGGCUCCUCCUUGUACUCAGCUAGUGCACACCUUCCCGUCAUGGGCCACGAGAAGUUCCCCAGCGACUUGGACCUGGACAUGUUCAAUGGGAGCUUGGAAUGUGACAUGGAGUCCAUCAUCCGUAGCGAACUCAUGGAUGCUGAUGGGUUGGAUUUUAACUUUGAUUCCCUCAUCUCCACACAGAACGUUGUUGGUUUGAACGUGGGGAGCUUCACUGGUGCUAAGCAGGCCUCAUCUCAGAGCUGGGUGCCAGGCUGAAGGCUCACUGAGGAAAGGGGAAGUGGGCAGAGCAGACCCUCAAACUGACACAAGACCUACAGAGAAAACCCUUUGCCAAAUCUGCUCUCAGCAAGUGGACAGUGAUACCGUUUACAGCUUAAC
This is a messenger RNA of Mesoplodon densirostris (Blainville's beaked whale), 2403 nucleotides long. It is a transcript of the gene FOXO3, whose product is annotated as forkhead box O3. The record is from RefSeq and is a predicted model, not a curated record. NCBI's taxonomy places the organism in Eukaryota, Metazoa, Chordata, Mammalia, Artiodactyla, Ziphiidae. Gene Ontology annotation, molecular function: RNA polymerase II cis-regulatory region sequence-specific DNA binding; DNA-binding transcription factor activity, RNA polymerase II-specific. Gene Ontology annotation, cellular component: mitochondrial matrix; nucleus. Gene Ontology annotation, biological process: regulation of transcription by RNA polymerase II.